AUGGCAGCAGGCGUCGCUCUGGCGGACGAGCAGGGCUCCAGCUGCGCCCAAGGGUCGCCCACGAUGAGCAAGCGCGCCGACGAAGGACUCCUGACGCCCCCGCACACCCCCACGGGGCCUCACGACGCCGAGCCCGCGCGCUCUACGGCCACGCCGUCCAGCUACGUGCCGCCCCCGCCCCAUCCGCCCCCGCCGCCGCCUCCGGCCAGGCCCGGCGGCGCGCCGCCCCAGCACAGGACCAUGUCCCGCCCCAAGAAGCAAUUCAUCUGCAAGUUCUGCAACCGGCAGUUCACCAAGUCCUACAACCUGCUUAUCCACGAGAGGACGCACACGGACGAGCGGCCCUACUCCUGCGACAUCUGCGGCAAGGCGUUCCGGCGGCAGGACCACCUGCGGGACCACAGGUACAUCCACUGCAAAGAGAAGCCAUUCAAGUGCGGCGAGUGCGGCAAGGGCUUCUGCCAGUCGCGCACGCUCGCCGUGCACAAGAUCCUGCACAUGGAGGAGUCCCCGCACAAGUGCCCCGUGUGCAGCCGCUCCUUCAACCAGCGCUCCAACCUCAAGACGCACCUGCUCACGCACACCGACUUCCGACCGUACGAGUGCGUGGCCUGCACCAAGCUGUUCCGGCGCAACUGCGACCUGCGGCGGCACGAGGUGACGUCCCACUGCGGCGCCGCCUGCCCCGCCUUCCAGCCGCCCCUGCUGGACCUCAGCAUGCCGCCCCAGCCGCCCCCGCCGCCCCCGGUACCGCCGCUGCAGCGCCCCUCCCGCCGCUUCACGGGCUUCACCAUCGCCGACAUCAUGAAGUGA
Molecule: messenger RNA, 813 nt
Organism: Bacillus rossius redtenbacheri
Lineage: Eukaryota; Metazoa; Arthropoda; Insecta; Phasmatodea; Bacillidae
Product: protein bowel-like
Biological process (GO): embryonic hindgut morphogenesis; embryo development; regulation of transcription by RNA polymerase II
Cellular component (GO): nucleus
Molecular function (GO): DNA-binding transcription factor activity, RNA polymerase II-specific; RNA polymerase II transcription regulatory region sequence-specific DNA binding
Source: RefSeq, a predicted model, not a curated record